Molecule: messenger RNA, 831 nt
Organism: Prunus dulcis (almond)
Lineage: Eukaryota; Viridiplantae; Streptophyta; Magnoliopsida; Rosales; Rosaceae
Product: protein PLASTID TRANSCRIPTIONALLY ACTIVE 7
Exons: 3
Coding region: 216-656 (146 amino acids)
Biological process (GO): plastid transcription
Cellular component (GO): plastid-encoded plastid RNA polymerase complex
Source: RefSeq, a predicted model, not a curated record
AUUCGGAUUUUAAACCCGAACUUGUAGAUUCUCGACCCCUCGUGGUGCCCAUCCAAAUUGAUUUGGUUGGUUCUGAAUUCUGAUCCCUGCAAGGUCGCGUCAAAGGCGCAUAUAUGUAAAUUCAGGUUAGUGUGAGGACAUUUAUACAAGAACUGCUAAACCACUAAACCUAAGAUCAAAGUGGAGGAUAACAACACAGCGGCCAACGCACAGCGAUGGCUUCUUCCACACUAGGCUUCAGUUUCUCACCUGCUUCCCAUGUAAUUUCCCGAAUGCAAAAAGAUGGCAGCGGCCGGCGAGUGUGGCGGCGAAGGAAAUUGACAAAGAAGGAUGACAUGUUGCGAUACAAGAUGGAGAGAGUACCUUUCCUCGAGGAGCAGGUUCGGAAGGUAAAGGACGGAGGACAGCUCUUGGGAAUGGAUAUUGAGAGACUACUCCUAUCAGAGGAUAACCGGUUUGAUUUUGUCAAUGAUAUAGCGGCCGAGGCUAGCGAGUAUGUGGAGAACAACCGAGAUGAGUAUGGGGGCAAGAAGAAAGCCAUCCUUCAAGUGAUAAGUAACCGAGUGAAUGAUGCUGGGUUUUUUAGACCAGAGGCAUAUGAAGAAUCUGACCCCUUCAAGCCAGGGCCUUCUUAUUUGAAAGAAGAAUUUACUUGAUUACAUACACCACUUACUCAUGUUGUAAUGUUAAUCUUAGACUAGAGGCUGCUAUUAUCUAUGAUAGUUUCCGUUUUCAAUCUAUCAGUGCAUUAGUUUUGCUUCUCAGACCCUAUCUUUUUAGUCUACUUCUGCACAGGUGCGCUUGCAAGUUGUUCAAUCUGUACGUUUCUUU